Acinonyx jubatus (cheetah) is the source of this 1714-nucleotide messenger RNA. Its product is annotated as keratin-associated protein 4-2-like. The transcript has a single exon. Bases 73 to 669 code for a protein of 198 amino acids. NCBI's taxonomy places the organism in Eukaryota, Metazoa, Chordata, Mammalia, Carnivora, Felidae. The record is from RefSeq and is a predicted model, not a curated record. Gene Ontology annotation, cellular component: keratin filament.
GCACGAGGAGACGUCAGACUCAAGCCCCUCACUCUCCUGGAAACCAUCCCAGAACCUCCACCCUCUGACACCAUGGUCAACUCCUGUUGUGGCUCCGUCUGCUCUGACCAGGGCUGUGGCCAGGAGACUUGUUGCCGCCCCAGCUGCUGCCAGACCACCUGCUGCAGGACCACCUGCUGUCGCCCCAGCUGCUGUGGCUCCAGCUGCUGCCGCCCCUGCUGUGGGGGUUCCAGCUGCUGUGGCUCCAGCUGCUGCCAGCCUUGCUGCCGCCCCACCUGCUGCCAGACCACCUGCUGCAGGACCACUUGCUGCCGCCCCAGCUGCUGUGGUUCCAGCUGCUGCCGCCCCAGCUGCUGCAUCUCUAGCUGCUGCCGGCCCUGCUGUGGGGGUUCCAGCUGCUGUGGCUCCAGCUGCUGCCAGCCUUGCUGCCGCCCCACCUGCUGCCAGACCACCUGCUGCCGGACCACCUGCUGCCGCCCCACCUGCUGUGUGUCCAGCUGCUGCCGCCCCUGCUGUGGGGGCUCCAGCGGCUGUGGCUCGAAUUGCUGUGGCUCCAGCUGCUGCCAGCCUUGCUGCCGCCCCACCUGCUGCCAGACCACCUGCUGCCGGACCACCUGCUGCCGCCCCACCUGCUGUGUGUCCAGCUGCUGCCGCCCCAGCUGUUGCUAGACCCCCUGCCACCACCCAACCUGCUCUAGUGGCUCUUGCUGCUGCUGAGUGCCCUGACCUGCACCCUGCUGUUUUCAUCAGCCAAUCUCCUUCAUGUCGUCCAACUGGGAGCUGAAUCAUGUGAGGCCAACUGUAAAACCUCAGUUCCCAGUGAUUUUCAACUUAGUUGGCUUCUGAAUAUACCCUCCUCUGCCACCCUCCCACCUCCUUGUUACUAUCUCCAUCCCAAAUCAAUACAAAGGUUGAAUUUUCUCUGAUAUCUGUUAACAUGUCAUCCUAAUUGAUAUAUCUGUUUACUGCCAGAUUUUCUGAUAUGGAGAUGUUUCUAUAUGUGAAAUAAAUCUUAACUUUCCCGGCAUACAAAUAUAAGAAAUCGUGUCUCGUUCUUUUUCCUUCUUCGAUGGUCACCCUCAGCUGUCAGGUCUUCUACUAUUCUCUGCACAACGAGCAGAUCAUAGCAGGCGAUUUCAGGAUUUUCACUUCUAUCACCUCGGCGCUUCCCACGCUAACAGUGUAGGAUGGUGGCUUGCAGCAAGCACCUGGAACUCUGCGGAGGGCUCAGUCUACGUGAAGAAACGUAAAUCACAGGACAGGGCAGUAAAGGCAAGUGCCUGGGAGAAGCGCUCGAAAGGUGGCCAGUAGUUGGUGGAUAAGUGCUCUAGCCUCUUUCCCCUUGAGUGGGCGUGUGAGACCAGAGGGCCUCAGUAGCACUGAACGAACCCCCGAUGCCCACAGGACUCACCUGCUCUUGAAAUCAACCUGGAUUGGUUUCCACCCUUCCCUGGAUCACUUCACAGUAUCCCUAGAGCCCUACUGGGGACCACCUCCCAGACAAUCUACUUGGUCUCAAGCCUCUGUUUUGAGCUCUGACCCUGAGGUCGACCUGACACCAGUGUUCCAAGUCUCAGUAACAGUGCCUUCAAACAUUUCCCUAUGACAUGAACGGUCACUGGGUGACACCGUGGGCUCUCGACCUUAUUCUCCGCUGAACCACUGAAUCUUUUCAUAGGAUGUUGUUUCUUCUCACAGUUGGUGCACACUUGGU